AAGCUGCCUCUUCCAUUAUCCUCUUAAAUAUUACAUGCAUAAAUAGAUAUGGAGCAGACUCGCCGGGCUGCUGUAGCUUAUUAUGAACAUCUGCCCGCUAAGACUAAGAAAUUGGCCAGAAAAACUUUCAAUGCCAUGGAUAAGAACGGAGACGGGCAAAUUAGCCUACGUGAAUACGUGGACUACCUCAAGAAAAACAAAGCCACAGAUUUCACUCAUCAGAGCUUGUUUACAGCGCUGGACAAGGACGGCAAUGGAAGCUUGGAUUUUGAGGAAGCAAUCGUCUUGUACUACAUCAUGCAGAGUGGAAGGGCUAUAAUUUGCCAGUCUUGUAAGACGUUCUUGGCAGGAGCAUACUUCAGUUGCUCUCAAUGUUUCUUCAAUAAUGAUUCAGGUAGCACCUAUGAAAUUUUUUGUGCUUGUUAUGGUGGUAAAAAUUUCACACACCACGGUGAUGCCAUCUUCUGCGAUAACUAUACUUUACUACGUCAAAGCAGGAGCGUGAUACAAGAGGCCCCCAUAAAGAAGCGAAGAAAGGUGCUUAACUCCCAUAAAAAGAGACUGCUAGUUGCGGAGAUAACUGUUGGUCUUGCAGGCAUAACUGUUGGUGUUGCUGAUCUUGCAUCAAAAUUUUACUGUAGCAUUAUGUGAAAUAACCAAGGAUGAAUUUUAUCAUAGUCAAAUGCCUCCAAUCGUACAGUAAUUGCUGAUGAGGGACGAGGAAAUGACUGGAAACUCUUCAAGAAAAGCUCACGUCCAGUAGAGAAAAAGCUCAAGUUACUUUUAUGGAGUUGUAUUUUUUGUGUCGCAAUUGUAUUCUCAUGCAUUUGAUCUCCGUAUUCUCAUGUGUGCUUUUGGAGGGCAUUUUGAAUUUGUUACUUUAAUCUUAAGCUGUUUUUGUGUAAA
Messenger RNA from Populus euphratica (Euphrates poplar), 906 nucleotides. RefSeq lists its product as uncharacterized. Gene Ontology annotation, molecular function: calcium ion binding. NCBI's taxonomy places the organism in Eukaryota, Viridiplantae, Streptophyta, Magnoliopsida, Malpighiales, Salicaceae. Bases 49 to 651 code for a protein of 200 amino acids. The transcript is spliced from 2 exons. The record is from RefSeq and is a predicted model, not a curated record.